Molecule: messenger RNA, 5363 nt
Organism: Eremomyces bilateralis CBS 781.70
Lineage: Eukaryota; Fungi; Ascomycota; Dothideomycetes; Eremomycetales; Eremomycetaceae
Exons: 7
Coding region: 150-4955 (1601 amino acids)
Biological process (GO): tRNA methylation
Cellular component (GO): cytosol
Source: RefSeq, a predicted model, not a curated record
CAUCGACAUAGUCUUGACAACAGGUGUUGAUAUCAAACCUCCAGGCCAGCUCGUCGAGUGCAAUCCAUGACCGAGAUGGGGUAUCAACUUUUGGAUUGUUUCAGUCCGUUUAAUUGAGAGCACAUAUCCGGCAUCACCAUACACCGGAGAUGGAGUUCCAAUCUGGUCUCAUCCUCAGAGACGGCACGGUGCCAGAGCACCUCCUCCUCAACUUCGCAAAAAAUGUCUCGCGCAUCAUCCCGGACCUGGAUUUCCCCUUUUCUGAUCCCCGGGAACUCACAAUUUUCAAAGAACUUGAACAGACUCGGGACACGUGCUUCCAGACCGCAGCGGCACUGAAUAUAACAAGCACUCACCGUACAGCCGCAUACAAUGCGUUGUGCGCACUCCUUGGUCGGUGUUAUGCUGUCGACAAGGACCUCGGAGAUAGCAUUGCCACGGAUGGUACAUUGGUCGGACUGUUCGGACUGUACUUGAACAGAUCGGAUGUCGCGAAGGCUCCAGCGAUGCGACAACUGGUCACCACGCUCGCAUCCUUACUCCAGAUCCGCCUCGAGUAUAGGAAAGGCCUUGUAAGUAACAUUCUCGGACAAGUAACUGUCAUAGUUGUCAAGCGUCAGUUCCCAGUUCGCAUAAAGCCGGCGUUGCACAUUCUGAACCUCUUUCUCUCGAAAGGGUUGGUAUCAAGCACUGAGGUACUGACCACAGCAAGCUCGCUUGAAUCCAUCGACCUCAAAGCAGAUGGACAACCUCAUGACCCUGCCUGUGCCUUGUUCGGACAUAUUCUGAAAUGUGCCUUGUUCGAAGAUGCAGCCACAGCAACAGGAAACUUCUUGACGUACUUGCUCGGGCCAAAAGGCAUCACGGCCACUUGGGAAGCAGGCGCAGUCCCACUGUGGGUGUAUCCACUGGAGAAGAUCAUACGGGACGACCCAAGUACGAUUGGGCCCCUGAGCACCUAUGCAUUUCCAGCCUUGGCACGCAGCGGCCCAGAGCGAUAUUUGUCGGCGCUUCGAUACUUUGGUCUGGAUGAUCUAUAUGGAGCUGGGUCGCUCGACUCUGUUGACCCAGCAAGGCAGAGUGCAUUCGAAAUCCUGUGCAAGCUUCUGCAGGUUGGGAUCCGGAUGGGUGCAGUGGAGAUCUUUGACAGCAAUGAAAAAUCCACUCCUCGCCUCCAAAAUAAGGUAGUCCGCGUGCCAGACAAAGCCUUUGGGGCCCUUCUCCCAGACUCAAGGCCCACAGUUCGGGUAGCAGCGCUGUCGAUUCUUAUCGUCUCCUCCACGGUCACAAGACCCCUCACCAAAGGGUCUUUGCUUCAACUUCGCCGAAACUGGGAUCACCUCGCCGAUGACCCGUCACCUGGGUUCCGUGGAGAAUUCCUCGCAUUGGCUCAGAAACUGAUCGAUCGGGUGAGAGCCGCCGCAGCUUCCAUGGCCAAGGCGCUCCGGAGAGAUGCCGACAUAUCCCUCCUGAAUCGAUAUAAAAACCACGUUCGGUUCGUCAGGUCGAUAAUCGGUUAUGUCGAAACCUGUAUCAGUCCCGAUGCCACAUAUCCGCGACGUAUCACAGGCCUUAAGCUAUUCCACAUGCUCGCGAAGGCCGGAAUGUAUUUUCCCGAAUAUUCGUCCAUUCGUGUCCAUCCCGAACUGAAAUGGCCUUGUCGCAACAACAUCCGAUAUACGCUGCUACUAUCUGGGCUGCGCCAGCUUGUACAAGAUCCUUUUGCCGACGUCCGUGCCGACAGCAUAUUCUCGCUACAGAUACUCUCGGACGUGUUGUCUCGCGAACCGCGCAAGGGCGGUCCGGUGUUUCAACUCGAUCAUUUGGUUUUGACGGCCGAAAAGAUCGCGCUCGCAUCGGGACGAGCGGAUCAUGCGGACGGCGUGGCGAGAUUGUACGGACUCGCUCUUCAGCGAUGUUCUGCACACGAGCCCAUGAAUUAUUCGGCCGUGGAACAAAUCCUGAAUGCAGGGGACACCUUGAACAGUCCGGAUUGGUGGAAGAGCCGAUUCGGCAUCGUGGACCGCCUCUGGAACCGGCUCAAAGACGCGAUAGCCAUCUUAGAGCGCUCCAUCCAUGAAGCGGUGGAGGCCUCUCCCGUCCAUGUGACGUUGGCGAGUUUGCAAUACGUGAUACGGUGGAUGAACAUGAAUAAACCUCUCCACAGUAUCUCCGAGAUUGAGAGGAAUUGGUGGCACUCGAGGACCUUAGGGAUAGUGGACGCUCUAGAGCGUAUUUGCAGCUCCGUAUCGGAUGUCGUGUGCAAUGAUGCGCCGGAAGGGCAUCUUCCGGAUAGUGUGGAAGAGUCGCUGGAUACUAAAGACGUCUUGAGCUUUUCCUGGAGGGCCAUAAAGGAGUCGAGCCAGCUGAUGAGCGCACUCGUCAUUAAUACCAAGCUCCGCGGGUUCUCUCGUCUUAGUGACCCGGAAUGGCUGUCCUUGGUGGAAACAAUUGGCAGGUUAUGCCAGAAGCAGCUCUUAGAAAUCCGGCACCGGGGUGCGUUUUCAUCGGUUUCGCUGGCUCUGAGUGACUGCUGCAAGCAGCUAGCGCUCGCAGGUCAGCAACGUAUCCUUGGGGACUGGUACAAUCAAAAUUUCCAGAAGAUGGACACGAGGACGUCCAUAACCCGGCGCUCCGCCGGCCUUCCAUUUAUAUAUGUCUCCCUACUCUCGUACGGAGACGAUGGGCUUUUCUCGCAGGGAAUGAAGCAGCUGCAUGUGCUAGCAUGCAGCAAACUUACUUCAAACCAAGCGAUUGACGAUAGCUUCUCUCAAGUUCAUGCGCUGAAUUGUCUCCGAUCCAUAUUUACGUCGUCAUCCUUGGCCGAGCGCUCCGAAGCGUAUAUCGAGGUCGGCUUGCAGCUUGCUACACAAGUCGAUGCGCGCGCCUGGCCCAUUCGAAAUGCGGCACUGAUGCUCUUCCAAACUCUGGUUGAUCGACUCCUUGGUGCCAGCGAUGCAGAUGGCUCCGGCAACUCAUCCACGGUGAUGAGGUUCUCCUACUCGAGAUUUCCUGACAUCCUGAACACGAUCAUCAAGAUCAUGGAGGAAAAUGUUGCAUCCACCUCUUCCCACGAUUCAGAAGGCCUGUUCGCUGCCCUUCAUAUCCUUGACAGGGCACCUCCAACUGGCGUUAAUCGUCAAUGCAUUGCCGACUUGGUCGAGUCUUUGAGUGGUAGUCCAAAUUGGCAUGUUCGGGACAUGGCAGCGAGGACAUAUUCGCGUAUCGUCGACAUUCACGACUUCGAACUGGCCUUGGAGAGAUUGAAUGAAGUCGAAAUAUGCGAAAACAUGAUUGAGGGUCGUAUUCUGUGCUUCCAGCAUCUCCUUAAAGCUCCUUCUUUCAAGCGCUUUGAUGACUGUGAUAUGCCUCGUUUAUCUCGUACCAUUGGCCAGAGCAUAACCAAAUGGUUAAAGGCUGUGAAAUCACCGGUGACGUUUGCAUCGCUGUUUGACAGUCUCCUGGUACUGUAUGAAACCAUGCUAGAGGCUGGGCAAGUCCAGCAUUUCCCUGAUGUAUACGGAGAGCUGCUCAUUACAACUUCUCAUCUCCUACAGAAGCCAGGGGACCCAUCACAGGCUCCGUUCUUUCAAGUUGCACAAGAGGCUGGACUAAAAUUCGCUCUGCUUGCCUAUCGAGCCGGUUUGCCGUUCGGAGAUAAGGAUCGUAUGGAAGCGUUCUUGUUCAAGUCCAUCCAGUCUGUCGAAACCGAUAGUCAAUCAACCUGUGUCGGCUUUAUCAGGAGGCUUGCAUCGUUCGAAAGGCUAGAUCCUCCAGGGGCACUCGAAGGCAUCUGUCGGGUGUUAGCAGAACUAAUCCUUGCAUCUUCUAUUUCCGAGAUAACGGAGGCGGCGGUCUAUAGUCUUUCGACACUCCUGACUCCAAGCUCCAAACCGAUACCGCCUCGGUCUCCACUAACGGCAGCACAGUCCGUAGCGCUGCUAGACAAGACUAUAAAAGAGCAGGUUCGUUCCAAGAAUUCGACUCGGGAUAUCUCGAAUGCAUGGCUCCGGCUUUGGGGCCAGUUGUUGGGGUGGUGUCUCGAAGAACGACUCGAGGUUGGGCAUGAAAUGGUCCACUUAAAGCUCCUCCUCGGUCGCAUUGGAUUAAGUCUAGACGACUACAACGAACCAGCUGAGCGUCUAGCAGCUUGCCAAUCCAUUGAAGGGUUACAGAACUUCUGGACAACGGUUUCCGAGACGUCAUUGAUUGUGGAACUCCUCUUCGCUAUCAGCGAUACCUUAGUGGAUGAUGACGAGGAUGUUCGGGCGGAGGGUGCCACUAUCGCCACCCGUCUCCUGCGCAGCAAGAAAAUGUGCUCGGUGCAUAUUGGAUUAAUGAUUCCGAGCAUGGCACACGAAGUGCUAGUAUCCUUCAUGGGCGUCGAAUGUCGCUGGCUCCCGGAAUUCUGUGGUCCUGCCAUAAUGCGAAUGGUCGGUCAACGAGGAGGUGAGGCCGUCCUUCGGCAAAGUGACUUUCCAUCCAUCCGUCAAAUUCUAGAAGAAGAAGGACACAAAACUGCAGAGCUGUUCCACGUGGAAGCUCAAAAUUUGUACAUUGACCGGGUUUGCGAGGCGAAAAGAUGGAGUACCGUUCUUGAUGGUAUGCAGAUUGGUGCUGUUGAUCCGGGUUCGGCAUUAUUACUCGAGGAGUGGGUUGCCGACUCGAUGAAAGAGAUGCGGAGGUCUGAACUGGUCGCUCGGCACUCAAGUUCCGGCUUGACCCCGUCGUUCACAACUGAAGUAUUGCUCGUCGGGAUGCAGCUCUUCAUCGCUGCGGCGACCGUCAUUGAGUGGCGGCGGAGAGAGCGGUCGAUGAAUCAGCUGCGUAUUCCUUGGAAGCGGGAUGUGGAAGGCUCGCUGCGGGAGCUAUACGAUUGGUUCAUGUCCACGCAGUGUGGGCAUGAGCUUUGGCUGGAAAAGAUUAGGGAAUCUUUGCGGGAAUCUUUGCAGUGAUGAUAGUUUGCGGAUCUAACCAGCUGAAAGAUGGGAGCUGGUUCAAUGUUCUGCGUGUAUCACUGUGGCAAUGGUUGGUGUGAAUGCUCAGACGCGUUUAGAUGAGGGAUACCUGCAUGCGGAAUAGCAGACAAGUUCACAGCUGUCCCGUAUGAGGCUCCUAAUAAACUCGAGGCAUCCAAUGUCUAAGCUAAUACUCCGUCUCACUGGUUCCACUCCGAAAUGAACGCAGUUCAUCACUGCCUACCGGGACGUGUUGAGAAUCCUUCUUGGCUUUGGAACGACUAUAUGCUUCUGUUUUCUUUAGCUUUCUAUACAACGAAUGCGGCGCCGUAAUUCUAUGGAGCUAUGACAAGUAGCGUCCAGCAAAAUGAGAUAUUGAUAUCAUCCCUUGUCUUGCUUGGCUUC